This is a messenger RNA of Planococcus citri (citrus mealybug), 1441 nucleotides long. Its product is annotated as putative nuclease HARBI1. Bases 97 to 1227 code for a protein of 376 amino acids. Lineage: Eukaryota; Metazoa; Arthropoda; Insecta; Hemiptera; Pseudococcidae. The transcript is spliced from 2 exons. The record is from RefSeq and is a predicted model, not a curated record.
AACUUUGUGAGCAUGUUUGUGAGAAUUGUGAUAAUUCUGUUUUGAAGUGCAAAUAUUUUUUCAAAUUUGUCAUAAAACUUUUACAAUUUCUUGUUCAUGAUGGAUAAUAUUAACGUAAUAAACUACAUUAAUAUCAAUCUAGAUAACAGUGACGAUGAAAGCUGUAGUAUCGACAUGGACUCGGAUUUCUUUCAAAUGGGUAUACAAGUAGCAUUCCCCAGAGCUGGGAAAGUAGUACGUGAACGAAGUGAUUAUAAAAGAUAUCCAGAUAACGAAUUCCUUCAGAAGUUCAGAUUGACUAAAACGACUGUAAAAUUCUUGACUGAACUCAUCAAGAAUAAAAUUUCUUCACCGACCACCAGAAAUGAUGCGACAACACCGGAGCAAAAAGUUUUACUUACAUUGAGGUACUACGCCACUGGCUCAUUUGAAGAUGCGUUUGCUGAAUUUGCCGGAGUUCACGAAUCAACAGUGGAAAAAAUAAUCAAGUUGGUAUCCGAAGCUAUAGCUGAGCUUAGGCCACAGUUCAUAUACAUGCCAGAAAGUGAUGCAGAUAUCACGCAGAUUCGACAAGAAUUCUACAACAUAGCUAAAUUUCCCCGGUGCAUUGGUGCUUUAGAUUGCACCCACAUCAAAAUCCGUUCACCAGGUGGCAAAGAGCCGGAAAUAUUCAAAAAUAGAAACAACUAUUUCUCCAUCAACGUGCAGACAAUCAGCGAUACUAAGCUGCGGAUACAAAAUAUAGUUGCUAGGUGGCCUGGAUCCAGUCUCGAUUCUCAUAUACUGAAAUGCUCUCGUAUCAGACAACAUUUUGAAAGUGGAAAAUUCAAAAAUAAUGUUUUGGUGGCUGACAGCGGUUACGGAAUUCAGAAAUAUAUCAUAACUCCUCUACAGGAUCCGAAGACUGCAGCUGAAGUGCUAUUUAACGAGUCCCAAAUGGUAACUAGAAAUCCUGUAGAACGAUCGCAUGAGGAGUGGAAGCUGAGAUUUCCCAUAUUGAGCAUCGGUAUUAGUGUUCAGUUGUCAACAGCGCUCGCCGUUAUUGUGGCGACAGCUGUUCUGCACAAUAUAGCUUUAAAGUUUGGUGACGAUGUCCCUCAUCCUACUCGAGAACUUGAAGCACUCAUAGACAUCCAAGAAGUGGAAAACAUUCCUUUAUUAACUGCAGGAAAUAAUCGAUCCGUGCACAGGCAUUCUUUCUUGAAAUAUUUUGAAAGUCAACUGUAGAUCUGAAAUGGAAAUAUCGUUUUAGGUAUUUCGAAGAUAGCGUUAUUUUUCUAAUUCGUUAUAGUUACACGUUACGUUAAUUCAAGAUCGAACUAUUGCGUUUUAUUGCUCUUCUGAGCUUUUACGAAUAUUUUUUUAUAAUCUUUUUUGAUUGUACAUUUUUAAUAUAAGGACUGUGUUGUACUUUCGCUGAAUAAAUAUCUUGAGUCGCCUA